AUGUUCAGAGAUCGGGACCAAAGGAAACCACAGUUCGUAUGCGCUACACAGCCAUUAGCAUCAUUUCUCAGUAAAGACUCUGUCUUGUGCUUUGAUGGAGACGCGUAUGGGCUUUACUAUCCAUGGAGAGGAGAAGCAAAAAGUGCUGUCCGUGUUAAUCCCAACCUUGAUAAGUACUUGGAGAGCGAGAACGCCUUUGCAUUACCAAGCAUCGCUGAACAAAAGAGAUUGGUGGGGCUUUUCUUCGACCAUCUUUAUCCGUUCUACCCAGUAGUCGACAGAAGUAUGAGGGAUGACUUCAAGGACCAGCCUCUUAUCCUCCUCAAUUCUAUCUUUUUGGCAGCGACGAGGUUUGACAAAUCUAUACCUCGUGAAUAUCUUCGAGAGAGGCUUGCAGUUUUAUAUAAUCGUUGCAAAUUACUCGAGUUAGUUGAGACUAACAAAGUUGUACUUAUUCAGGCCUAUGUCUUGCUUUCAAGUCAUGAAGAAGGUAUGGAAGGAGAUACAUCUUCGAAAGAGUUUGUGGCUAAAGCUUGUAACUUGUGUGGUGAGCUUGCCAUAACUAAUAUGGGCCAUUCUGAGGAAGCGGUUAGGUUCCCUUUCCCCAAAGGCGAUCAAACAUUUCAACGUGCAUUAGUCAAACGCUUACUAUGGACCACUUUUUGUUGUGACCGCCAAGUGUCAGCGACAAGUGGUCGAGAAAUGAUAUUCAACGUACAUGACUUCUUUGUGGAGAGAUUGAGCAUUAAUGAUUUCGAGGAAGGCCCCGAAGGCGAAAAAGACUUCACUCUUUUUAAUGCAUGGUUUGAGCUUUGCCUUUUAAUUGAUCGAAUUCAAUCAGCAUUAUAUAGGCCGCCGCCCAAUCGAUCUGAUGAUUCGGAAUUACAGAAAGAUCUUGAGGACUGGACCGCUCCUGAUAUCCCAAAUGAUCCUGAGAAGACUUGCUUUUUAAAAGUAACCCAUGCAUACCUUUGCUUGCUUUAUUUAAGAAAAGGUAUAGAUUCAGUGGCAUUGCUGCUUCAUAAUACAGCAUUGAACAUAGCAUUUGAUAAAGAAUUAGAGACAACCAUAGAUCAGAUGCAUCGGACGUCUUCCUUGGUUCUAGAUAUUCUAGACAAGUCCCCAAUUUUGCAUCACAUCGUGAUGGUUCACGCUGUGCUUCAUGUCGUUGCAUUACUUCAGCUCGAGUUAAAUACUCAUCAUGGAACAGAAUCUGAAAAGACAUCUUUUAAAGACUAUUAUGAUCAAAUGAUCAAACGUUGUCUAGAAAGGCUCCAAUCUUUCAAGGAUUAUUGGUGGUUUGCGGGAUCAGCUUUAAAGCUUUGCCAAGUGAUCACAGAAUAG
Molecule: messenger RNA, 1344 nt
Organism: Candidozyma haemuli
Lineage: Eukaryota; Fungi; Ascomycota; Pichiomycetes; Serinales; Metschnikowiaceae
Exons: 1
Coding region: 1-1344 (447 amino acids)
Biological process (GO): DNA-templated transcription
Molecular function (GO): DNA binding; zinc ion binding
Source: RefSeq, a predicted model, not a curated record